This is a messenger RNA of Alosa alosa (allis shad), 894 nucleotides long. Its product is annotated as C-C chemokine receptor type 2-like. The coding region runs from base 16 to 894 and encodes 292 amino acids. Lineage: Eukaryota; Metazoa; Chordata; Actinopteri; Clupeiformes; Clupeidae. The transcript has a single exon. The record is from RefSeq and is a predicted model, not a curated record. Gene Ontology annotation, biological process: immune response; G protein-coupled receptor signaling pathway; chemotaxis. Gene Ontology annotation, molecular function: chemokine receptor activity. Gene Ontology annotation, cellular component: membrane.
GUGUGGGUUAUUAGUAUGGGGGUGCGCCUGCGGAGCAUGACAGACGUGUGCCUCCUCAACCUGGCGCUGGCCGACCUCCUGCUGGUCAGCUCACUGCCCUUCCUGGCGCACCAGGCCCGAGACGAGUGGGUGUUCGGCGAUGCCAUGUGCAAGCUGGUGCUCAGUGUGUAUUACGUGGGCUACUACAGCGGCAUCUACUUCAUCGCCCUCAUGGGUGUGGACCGGUACCUGGCGGUCGUACAUGCCAUCUACGCCAUGCGGGUCCGCACGCGCUCUUACGGGAUCCUCGCCAGCAUCGUCGUCUGGAUCACCGCCAUCUUUUCAUCGUUCCCAGAAGUGCUGGCAGUGAAAUUAUCCAAUAGCAACGCGACGGCCAAAAAUGUCUGCGGCCGAGACUACGAGGACAAAGGUGGCCUGCGCGCCGGGGCCAUCUUCAAGAUGAACGUCCUGGGCUUUGUGAUCCCACUGACCAUGCUGAUCUUCUGCUACAGCCGAAUCCUGCUGACGCUCCUGCACAGCCGCUCAGCCAAGCGCCAGGCGGUACGCCUCGUCAUGGUGGUGAUGGUGGCCUUCCUGUUUUGCUGGACGCCCUACAAUGUCACAAACUUCUUCUGGGGGCUGCACGUUAGAGGCUACUUCAAGGACUGUGAGUCCAGCAACGCCCUGUUCCUGAGUCUCCAGAUCACCGAGGUGAUGGCCUACACCCACUGCUGCCUGAAUCCCCUGCUCUACGUGUUUGUGGGCGAGAAGUUUAGACGGCACCUGCUCCGACUGCUCAGCAAGAGGCCCUGCCUCAGGUGCAGCUCUCUCAAGGCCUACCUCAGCACGGCCAGUGGCUCCGUCUACUCCGUGUCCCGCAACACCAGUGUGGACGAGCGCUCCACUGCAAUAUGA